UCGCUCGGUAUGCGGGCGGUCGCGGUCAGCGGUCAGGCAGCUGAUGCUGAGACUUGUCCUUCUGAGUGUCAUAGAAAAUCGCACUAAUUUCGACUCUACACGUCGACCCUGCUUAAAGCAGAAGUAAUUCCAGACGCUCAUUCUUCCUAGAGGUGCUGGAACACAACAAUCCGUCAUACAUAGCUUCCUUUACAGCUCUGUCCAGUGGAUGAUGGCUCGUGACAGUGUGGAAGAAGAGCUUGAUCGUCGGUGAAGAAUGCGGCCGACGGCGGUGUGCGUCGUGCUGCUGUCGGUAAUCUGCGUGGCACGGUCGGCCCACCUUCGCGGAACAUGGAACACGGCCGACUUCUUCCACUUCCUCGCCAAAUUUGGCAUUCAAAAGGCGAACAUGCACAACGCGCGCGACUCUCUGGGCUACAUCUACGGAAACGUCACAGCGGCGACGGCGUCGUCGGCGACGGUGACGUUAGCCGUGCUGGACCGCGGCUUCUUCCUUGAGUACUAUGGCAACCGGACAGUGGUGGACGGUGAACUAGCGUGCCGGCGCAUGAUGCACAAGAUUGACGGCGCUGCGUAUGACGCUGCGUGCAACGACCGCGGCAAGGACUUUUUGCGGCGGGUGCCGUGUCCGCUGGGUGGACUCUGUGACGACGAGGAACCAGCCAACGUCAUCAACGGCCACCAGUUCACCUUCACCAUCCAGGACCUGGUGCAGCCGCGCUUCUGGUACCUUAGUCUGGUGGCCUGCUACCGUAACGAGACCACCUGCCAGUGGCACCACCUCAACGAGUCGCUCCAGAUCGACUACGACCUUUGGCUGGUCAACGGCAACCCCAAUGCCAGCCACCACAACGCGCUUGAGCUCCAGUUCUCGUUUGACAAGCAGAACACCUUGGAGAUCUCAUUCUUGUUCCUCCUGAUCUAUGUAAUCCUAGUCCCUCUGCAGAUUCAUGCAGUAAUGCACCAAAAACAUCCAGUGACAAGACUGUUCCUUGCCAGUGUCAUGCUUGAGAUGGUGGCCAUGCUUCUGGAGGUGGUGCAUGGCGCCAAGUACGCUGUGGACGGCGUUGGUGUGACCGACGUUGCCGUCGCUGGAGACAUCCUCGACAUCCUCUCUCGUACACUUUUCAUGCUCUUGCUGCUGCUUUUGGCCAAGGGCUGGGCCAUCACGCGGAUUGAGCUUACCUGGAAGCCGCUUGUCUUCGGUAUUUGGAUGCUCUAUGGCGUAGUGCACAUCCUACUCUAUGUCUGGAACACUACCGAGGUGGACAUUAUCGAAGACAUCGACGAGUACCAGACCUGGCCGGGCUGGUUGAUCCUGAUAUUCCGCACUCUGAUCAUGGGCUGGUUCUUACUGGAACUGCGCUACACCAUGUUGCACGAGCACAACGCUCAGAAACUCAACUUCCUACUGCACUUUGGCGCUUCUGCCCUUGUCUGGUUCAUCUACUUGCCCAUCAUAGCUCUGAUCGCCCUGCAGAUUUCAUCGCUCUACAGAUUCAAGCUCAUUCUAGGCAUCACGUAUUCUGCUGACGCGCUGGCUUACUGCGUGAUCUGUCACCUGCUAUGGCCGACGCGUUCCGAGCAAUACUUGCUGUUGGCAGACAGCGGCUACCUUGGUGACGAAUUGGACGAGUUCAACGAGGCACCGCAUGUGGUCAAUUCUUACGCUGGCUUUGUUUCCAAUGGCGAACUCUUGCUCACUGGCUCUUCAAACUCCUCGCCGCGAGAAUCUUUCUCCGUGACCGCCUAACUGUUUGUGAUUCUAGCUUGUAGAUUUUAAUUAUCGUCAGUCGCGCUAUACGUUGAUUCAAGAGUGUUCAUUUUUUUCAUUGUGUAAGUGUUGGUUUUGAUCCUCAAGUAUUGUUCUGAAUUACGUAAAUGAGCUACUCCUAGCUCACACGGUUAUUUAUUAACUAACGACAACGUGUCAUAUUUUUGUAUUGGAAAUGUUGUCACAAUAAACUGACUUGGAGAAUAUCUUGGUCUCUCACGCA
Cloeon dipterum is the source of this 1997-nucleotide messenger RNA. RefSeq names its product transmembrane protein 145. Gene Ontology annotation, biological process: response to pheromone; G protein-coupled receptor signaling pathway. The coding region runs from base 257 to 1753 and encodes 498 amino acids. The record is from RefSeq and is a predicted model, not a curated record. The transcript has 8 exons. Lineage: Eukaryota; Metazoa; Arthropoda; Insecta; Ephemeroptera; Baetidae.